CGCGUCGUCGACGCGCGCGGUUUCGACGGUCCCCCCCCCCCGACGGUCGCCAUGGGGUGCUGUUGCAAAGAGAAAAUCGACGAGGACAUGACCGGCGAGGAAUAUAUGGAGAAAAACCGCCGCUGCACGGACGUUUUAUUCACCCUCAUCUUCCUCGCGUUCUGGGUCGGCAUGGUCUACGCCGGCGCCUACGGCUUCUCCAAGGGCGACCCCCGCAUCCUCGUCUACGGCACGGACUACCAGGGCAACCUCUGCGGCAAGGGCGCGCUGGAGGACUUCAAGGUGCGGUACUUCGUGAACCCGUACGAGGUGCUCGAGGCGGGCAACACCGCCGGCGCGAACAUCAAGGACGCCAAAUCGAUCUGUCUCAAGGCGUGCCCAGCCGCGUCGUCGACGCUGUCGUGGGUGUGCAACUACCCGGACUCCCUCGACUCGCGCGGCCUGAACGCCAUCACGUCCACGACGACGUCGUACGAUCAGUGGGCGGCGAUGAACUACGACUACUACUCCUCCAUCACCACCGGGUCGCACCAGGCGAACUCGCGCGUGUACAAGGGGCCGUGCUACCCGGUGUUGCUGCCGACGACGGAAUCCUACGGCACGUGCAGUUACUACGCGAAGCAGACGUCGGGGGCGAAGACGGCGUUCGCGUCGCUGCUGUCGACAAACUCGCAGAGCACGCCGGAGUCGUACGACCUGGACGACAAGGUGACGGCGCUGUCCGACGCCGUCGCGGAGAUGCUCUCCACGCCCGCGAGCGUGAUGGAGCGGUACAUCGAAGAUUUCGCCAAGGCGUGGGUCGUCUGCCUCGUCUGCGGCUUCUUCGCGCCCGUCGUGCUGUCCUUCGUGUGGCUCGGCAUCAUGCGCUACCUCGCCGGGUUCUUCGCGUACUUCGUCAUCGCGUUCGUGAACAUCUUCGCCAUCCUGUGCACGCUGUGGCUGUACAUGAAGGCGGGGGUGAUCGGCAACGACGCGAUCGCGGCGUCGGACGAGGACGGCGGCUCGUCGUACACGGACCCCUCCGAGGACAAUCAGGAGGUGCUCACGUACGCCGCGUACGCGUGCACGGCGCUCACCGUGAUCCUGCUGCUCUUCACGCUGCUCAUGCUGAAGCGCGUGCGCAUCGCGGUGGCGGUGAUCAAGGUUGCGACGCAGUGCAUCGCCGCCGCGCCGAUGACGAUCGUGUUCCCGCUCAUCCCGGUGUUCGUCGCGCUCGCGCUCUUCGCGUACUGGGUCGCCGCCGCGGUGUACAUGUACAGCGCGGGAGACAUCGAGCAGCAGAGUUGCACGCUGACCGCGGGCGCGCAGCCGCAGCGGUACUGCGCCGACUCCGCGGACGCGAAGAACUGUCACUGCGGCUACGAGACGAAGAUGACGAAGGAUCUGCAGUACAUGCUCCUGUACCACCUGUUCGGACUCCUGUGGACGACGCAGUGGCUGCAGGCGCUGACGUACCUCACGAUCGCGUACGUGUUCGCGCUGUUCUACUUCCGCGGCGGGUCCUUCUCCGAGGGAAUGCGGGGAUGUUGCUCGAGCCCGGUGUUUCAGUCGUUUAAAAAGAUGACGUGGUUCCACAACGGCAGCGCGUGCUUCGGAUCGCUGCUCGUCGCCAUCCUGCAGUUCAUCCGCAUCAUCGUCGCGUACGUCGUGCACAAGAUGAAGAAGGCUGGGAACGACAGCUGCUGCAUCAAGUACGCGGCGUGCUGCCUGCAGUACUGCCUGUGGUACCUCCAGAAGGUUCUCGAGUGGAUCAACAAGAACGCGUACAUUUUAAUCGCGAUCGAGGGCAAGUCCUUUUGCUUCUCCGCGUGGGAAGCCAUCUCGCUCAUCAUGUCCAACAUCCUGACCGUCGGCGCGGUGAACAUCGUCGGCGACGUGCUUCUCUUCCUGGGCAAGCUCGGCGUCGCGCUGACGUCCGGUUUUUUCGCGUUCAUGUACCUGGACACGGACGAGUACACGGAGGGGGAUAAUCGCGUUUCGUCGCCGCUGCUCAUCGUCGUCUUCGUCAUCAUCUUCGCGUUCAUCCUCGCCGGGUUGUUCAUGUCCGUCGUCGAGAUGGGCAUCGACGCGACGUUGCUGUCGUUCUGCAAGGACUGCAAGAUUCACGGCGGGAAGCCCAAGUUCGCGCCGCCGUUGCUCGCGGAGGUGCUCGGCAAGUACGAGAGUAAGCAGAAGGCGCGAAACGCGGCGAAUCGACAGUGAGGCGUGCGCGGUUGAGGGGAGGAAGAGAGAGCGAGGGCGAGAAGGCACGCGUUUGACGCGCGCGCGCCGCGUUCGCGUACAUAUACGACUACUAAUUUAACGCGAGAUGUAUGCAUGUAUUUA
Messenger RNA from Micromonas pusilla CCMP1545, 2325 nucleotides. RefSeq names its product choline transporter like family. Gene Ontology annotation, biological process: transmembrane transport. Lineage: Eukaryota; Viridiplantae; Chlorophyta; Mamiellophyceae; Mamiellales; Mamiellaceae. The transcript is spliced from 3 exons. Bases 52 to 2202 code for a protein of 716 amino acids. The record is from RefSeq and is a predicted model, not a curated record. Gene Ontology annotation, molecular function: transmembrane transporter activity.